Agrilus planipennis (emerald ash borer) is the source of this 1761-nucleotide messenger RNA. RefSeq names its product GDP-Man:Man(3)GlcNAc(2)-PP-Dol alpha-1,2-mannosyltransferase. Gene Ontology annotation, biological process: protein N-linked glycosylation. Gene Ontology annotation, molecular function: GDP-Man:Man(3)GlcNAc(2)-PP-Dol alpha-1,2-mannosyltransferase activity. The transcript has 5 exons. Gene Ontology annotation, cellular component: endoplasmic reticulum membrane. The coding region runs from base 89 to 1537 and encodes 482 amino acids. Lineage: Eukaryota; Metazoa; Arthropoda; Insecta; Coleoptera; Buprestidae. The record is from RefSeq and is a predicted model, not a curated record.
CAUUAUUAUCUGUCAAAUGCAUUACCUGGUAACCUUACAUUUUUCAUCAAAAAUAUACUAAACAAAAAUUAGCUUUUCUCAUUACAAGAUGAAACAUUUUUUUAUAUUUACAGCUUGCACAGUUUAUUCAUUAAAAAUGGUCCUAGCUCUAAGCAUUUUCAUGUUCACAUUAUUAAUAGUAGGAUUACCAGUUGCAUUCUUUCUUUUACGAUGGAAGUACACCUCUGAAAAACAAAAAAAUAGAAAUGAUAAACUGAAAGUGGCUUUCUUCCAUCCAUACUGUAAUGCAGGAGGUGGUGGCGAAAAAGUUUUGUGGGUGGCAUUACAAGCAUUACAGGAACAGUAUCCUUUGGCAGAAUUUUAUAUAUACACGGGUGAUAUUGAAGCGAAUCCUUUGGAGAUACUAUUCAAAGUAGAAAAGACAUUAAAUGUAAAUAUUAGUAAAAACAUAAGAUUCAUAUAUGUACAUCGUCGUAAGUGGAUUGAAGCUCAUAUGUAUCCAUAUUUCACUCUAUUAGGACAAAGUUUAGGAUCAGUGUAUCUUGGUUUUGAGGCCCUGAGUAAAUGUAAUCCAGAUAUAUUUAUUGAUACAACGGGUUGUUCCUUUACUCUGCCUCUCUUCAAAUAUAUAGGAGGAUGUAAGACAGGUUGUUAUGUUCAUUAUCCAACGAUUACCACUGACAUGUUGAAAAGAGUUCAGAACAGAACUGCAAUGUAUAAUAAUCGUCCUAUAAUAGCAAGGAGCCCAGUGUUAUCAAUGGGGAAACUUACAUACUAUAGGAUAUUUGCAUGGAUGUAUUCGUGGGCCGGACAAUGUUCCGACUCUACCAUUGUGAACUCAACAUUCACCCAAAGACACCUCAACACUUUAUGGAAUCGCCCCAUUCAGCUGGUUUAUCCGCCAUGCGAUGUGGAACACUUAAAACGAAUUCCUCGUGGUAAAACGCAGCUGGAUAAAAUUCGUAUAUUAUCUCUAGCCCAGUUCAGACCAGAAAAAGAUCACCCUUUGCAAUUACAAGCCCUCUACGAACUACGAGAAAUAAUUUCUGAAGAACUAUUCAGUAACAUCACUCUGGUACUGUGUGGAAGUUGUCGUAAUUCGGACGAUGCAAUCCGAGUCAAAGAUCUCAAAGACCUCAGCAAACAUUUAAGUUUGGAAAACAACGUUGAGUUUAAGGUCAAUAUAACAUACGAUGAAUUAUUGUCUGAGUUUGAAAAAGCCUACAUAGGAAUACAUACAAUGUUAGAUGAACAUUUUGGAAUUGGGGUUGUAGAACUUAUGGCAGCUGGAUUAAUUACUAUAGCUCAUAAGUCGGGAGGUCCCCUCUUAGAUAUAAUAGAAUCUUCAGAAGGAUCUCGAUUAGGGUUUCUAGCAAUUACUGCUGACGAAUACGCUCAUACAAUUCGACGUAUUUUGUAUUUGAGCGAAGAUGAAGUUAAUAGCAUAAGGGAACGUGCUAGGGCUUCUGUGGACAGAUUUUCCACGCCUAAAUUUAAAGAAGAAUUUUUAAGAGUCAUAGAGCCGUUAUUCAAGUAACAGAAAUCGAUUUUCUAUAUUUAAAAAUACAUAAGACGUAAUACAUUUUUAUAAAUGUAUUACAGACUACCAAAGAUUCAAUAAUUUGGUGUUUAAAAAAAUAAAAAUAAUUAUAUAAUAGAUUUUGAAUCUAUUAAAUAAUAAAAAUGGGUUUAUUCGAUACCAGUAUAUUAGUGUUUUUCAAAACAAACUCUCGUAUGUACAAAUACAAGAAUUGUGUGAUA